Molecule: messenger RNA, 1662 nt
Organism: Anopheles marshallii
Lineage: Eukaryota; Metazoa; Arthropoda; Insecta; Diptera; Culicidae
Gene: Past1
Product: EH domain-containing protein 3
Exons: 4
Coding region: 1-1662 (553 amino acids)
Biological process (GO): endosomal transport; endocytosis
Cellular component (GO): cytoplasm; plasma membrane
Molecular function (GO): GTP binding; calcium ion binding; protein binding
Source: RefSeq, a predicted model, not a curated record
AUGUUCAGUUGGCUAAAAAGAGAAACGAAAACAGAGGAGGUGGUAGACAAUGUGUUGGGAGAGCUGAAAAAGAUUUACCGCAGUAAGUUGUUGCCGCUGGAGGAGCAUUACAAUUUCCAUGACUUCCACUCGCCGAAGCUGGAGGAUUCGGAUUUCGAUGCGAAACCGAUGAUCCUGUUGGUUGGCCAGUACUCCACUGGUAAAACCACUUUCAUCCGGUAUUUAUUGGAACGCGAUUUUCCUGGCAUUCGGAUCGGACCGGAACCGACGACGGAUCGCUUUAUUGCCGUCAUGUAUGACGACAAGGAGGGUAUGAUACCGGGUAAUGCGCUUGUAGUCGAUCCGAAAAAACAGUUCCGUCCGCUGGAAAAGUAUGGCAACGCUUUCCUUAACCGUUUCCAGUGUUCCCACGUACCAUCUCCGGUACUGCGGGCGAUAUCGAUCGUCGACACGCCCGGUAUUUUGUCCGGUGAGAAACAACGUGUAGAUAGAGGCUACGAUUUCACGGGAGUUUUGGAAUGGUUUGCAGAGCGUGUGGAUCGUAUUAUAUUGUUGUUUGAUGCACACAAGCUGGACAUUUCGGACGAAUUUCGACGAUCGAUCGAAGCACUGCGAGGACACGACGACAAAAUUCGGAUAGUGCUGAACAAGGCUGACAUGAUCGAUCAUCAACAGCUGAUGCGUGUAUACGGUGCUUUGAUGUGGUCGCUCGGCAAAGUACUGCAGACACCGGAGGUGGCCAGGGUGUAUAUCGGUUCUUUCUGGGAUCAACCGCUGCGGUACGACGUAAAUCGGAGGCUGUUCGAAGAUGAAGAGCAAGAUCUUUUCCGUGAUUUGCAAUCCCUACCCCGCAAUGCGGCACUGCGCAAACUGAACGAUCUCAUCAAGCGUGCUCGCCUAGCCAAGGUCCAUGCGCACCUCGUCUCGGAGCUUCGAAAAGAAAUGCCACCAAUUUUCGGCAAGGAUAGCAAGAAAAAGGAGCUGAUUAAAAAUCUUGGCACUAUCUACGAUCGCGUUUGUCGCGAGCACCAGGUGUCGAUCGGAGAUUUGCCGGACAUUAAGAAAAUGCAAGAAGUCCUCGCCAAUCAGGACUUUACCAAGUUCCAUUCGAUCAAAAUGCCGUUAAUUGAAGUGGUGGACCGCAUGCUGUCCGUGGAUAUUGCGCGAUUAAUGAGCAUGAUUCCUCAGGAAGAGAUGCAGUUGGUUUCGGAGCCGCUUGUCAAAGGACAAAGCAAUGGGUCGACGAUGGAAACAAACUUUUUGGACCAUCUUCUGCUGAAAGGAGGCGCCUUCGACGGGGUAGAGGACGUGGUUUCACCGUUUGGGUACCGGAAGGGCGAAGGAAUCGAUGCCGGGUAUGGUGAGGUGGAUUGGAUAUGCAAUCGUGAUCGUGCCCGAACGGAUCCCAUCUUCGAGUCACUUCAACCGACUGAUGGAAAGAUUUCCGGUGCCGCGGCCAAGUCGGAGCUGAUCAAAUCGAAGUUACCGAACAACGUCCUGAGCAAAAUUUGGAAGCUCUCCGACUACGAUCAGGAUGGUUUCUUGGACAUCGAAGAAUUUGCUCUGGCGAUGCAUUUAAUCAACGUCAAAAUGGAUGGCAAUGAGUUACCGACAGCUUUGCCCCUUCACCUGGUACCACCGUCCAAGCGGGGUGUAGACUAG